Puccinia triticina is the source of this 996-nucleotide messenger RNA. RefSeq lists its product as uncharacterized. Bases 1 to 996 code for a protein of 331 amino acids. The transcript has 6 exons. Lineage: Eukaryota; Fungi; Basidiomycota; Pucciniomycetes; Pucciniales; Pucciniaceae. The record is from RefSeq and is a predicted model, not a curated record.
AUGGGCUCUGCUCCCAUUGACUACCGCCUCGUGUUCUCGACAUUCCGCCAGGACUACGGCCCGGUCGUCUUCACCCACUACGUCCUGGCCCCGCUGGCCAGUGGGCAUUGUCGUCCUGCUCGUCUUCGCCUACCUGACCGACCUGCUCAUCGACCUGCUCCCCUUCACCUUCCCCUCCCAGGCUAUCGCCAUGAUCCUGCUCUUCCUCCUCCACAGUUCUCGCCCCACUUCCUGUUCCACCACGUCCACUCCUUCCUCCACCCCGCAGCCGACUUCCUGCUCGCAUGUAUGGGCCUCUUCUUCACCUCCUCCUUCAUCCUGAUCCCGCGGCGGGACGUGAUGCCGGGGAAAGAGAUCGGGCUGAUCGCGGCCCUGUUCCUGCCGAGUCUGCUGGUCACCUGGGCGGCCACGGUGGUGUUGGUGAAGGCGCUGGCGUUCGUGUGGCCGCAGGCGCCGGUGGAUGCGCCGGAGGACAACAACGCUGACGUGCUGUCGUCGGACGGCGGCCGCUACUCCGGCUCCCAGCACCACGAGCAGGCCGAGGACGCCGGCCUGGCGUCCGCCGAGGCCGGCCGCUCCGCCCCCGCCUCCACCCACAGCGCCAUCGAGAUCCGCGAGCCCCCCGCGCCGCCCGGAAACCCGCGCUUGGCGCUUGACAACACCCUCACCUUGAUCGCCACCGAGCCCGUCGACGACGACAAGAAGAGCCUCGGGGAGGACGAGAAGGCCUGGCCGGAGCGCAGUCUGGCCAAGCUGAAGGACAAGCUGCGGCGCCAGACGCGGCCGGAUGGGCCGGCGGAGACACGGGAGGUCCGGCUGGCGCGCAGACCGCAGGCCUGCUUCGACCCCGCCGUCUAUCUGCUCGUCCUGCUCCCCGGCAUCCCGCUGUUCUUCGCGCCCGGCGGCGAGCACCGCACGAUGCCCCUGUUCACGGGCGUCGUGGCGCUGGCCUGGCUAUACCCUGGUGGUACUCCUAUGACAUCUGACGGAUUGUAA